This is a messenger RNA of Girardinichthys multiradiatus, 7536 nucleotides long. RefSeq lists its product as uncharacterized. The transcript is spliced from 18 exons. Gene Ontology annotation, cellular component: cytoplasm. The coding region runs from base 429 to 6470 and encodes 2013 amino acids. Gene Ontology annotation, molecular function: exopolyphosphatase activity. The record is from RefSeq and is a predicted model, not a curated record. NCBI's taxonomy places the organism in Eukaryota, Metazoa, Chordata, Actinopteri, Cyprinodontiformes, Goodeidae.
AUGCAUAAUGCUGGAAAGCAACAAUUUCUCAUUCACCACCUGAAUUAAUUACUUUAUUGGUCGAAGCCGAGGCAGCCAGCCAGCGGGGGCAGGGUGGGUCUGAGUGGGUGUCUGUGUCUUUGAGGGGUGAAACGGGGAGGUCUUCAUACCGCAGGGAGCGCGGCUGAUCGCUUCAAUGAGCGAGCGCGCCUCCGUCGGAUCUCCUCUUCCUGCCGUUACACCCACCGCGCUCGGUGUAGCGGGUUCUCUCCGAGGGAGGAAAAAAAAAGGGGGAGGACCGAUAGCUCAUCGGCGACAAGUGCUGCAGUAGGAGCACAGCGGGAAGCGGAGAGAGAAACACGCACACACACGCGUACACGUACCAGGUUAUUCCCCAAAACCUGGUCCAUGGAGAGAUCUGCUGCAGCGCCGUAGUGACGCAGGCCGACAUGGAGGAGUAUUUGCGGAGGGUCCAGAGCAGGCUCGGGGCAGGUCUACCUGAGGGUCCCAUCCAUGCUGUUUUAGGUGGACCAGAACCUGAUGUUGACACUGUGUCUGCAACACUGUGCUUAGCACUGCACCUCAGUCAGAAGCAACCCUCAGGUGGAGUGUGUGUACCCUUGCUGUGCAGGAAGCGGUGCAGCAACGAGUUGCCGGAGGAGACCGUCAGAUAUCUGAAGAGGGUGAAAAUUAGUGAGAGUGUCUUGUUAUGGAGGGAAGAUGUAGACCUUGUAAAUCUUCAUCAAGCUGGAAAGCUUUUGCUCACUCUGCUGAGAGAUGGACUUCUAGAGAACUCUGAGUACCACACUUUGGAGUCCAGCAUCCUGCGAGUGGUCCAUCAGGACAGGCAGUGGGACGCAGCGAAUGAUGGGGCACUGUCCGCGGUGACAACAGUCGCCAGAGAGAUUCUUCAAGAGGCAGCAGAGCAGGACAGAGCAGCGCUGGGGGAGCUUCUCGGAGAUGCCUCGCACCUCCUUAGAGAAGCUUUUUGGAUCAAACGUGGCUGUGGUCCAGAAGAGCUGAAGGACCUUUUAAGAUCCUUGGAGCAGUGGGUUGAUGUCACAGUUAAUCAGCCCGAUAAAGUGAAGCAACCAGAGUUAAUGCGGCUGCUGACCAUGGAGCUGAAGGAGUUUACAGAUGGAGAGAUGACGCUUGGACUCACAUCAGUACCCACAAACAAGGAGGACUGGCAUGAUUACAUGGAUUACCUGAAGUUGUUGUGUCACCAGAAUGACUAUGAUGGUCUUGUAGUGGUCUUGGCCAUCAAUGAUACAGUUCAUCGUCCCGGCCAGCAGGUGGCUGUCUACUCAAGCAACACAGAUAUCUUAAACCAGAUCUGUGCUGAGCUGGAAGAGUCCUCCAGCUGGUCUUUUUCUGGUGAACAAGAAGAAAGGGAAAGUCUCCAGGUCUACCACAUUCCAACAAACACAUCCACCCCUUCUGAUACUCUUCCCCUGCUACUGGAAGACAUCCAGGGCAUCCUGAAGGAAUUUGUUAACCGGCGUAACACUGUAUUAGGCUGCCACCCCAGCAGCAGGACCUCCUCCACAGAGGGGGUAGCGGGCAGCGUGGAGUUCUCCCAGGGAUCAUCCGGCAUCAACGACAUGGACGGAUCUGACACGGAGAGGGCAGAGGCAAGGGUGAUUGCAGAGGGUGAGGAGGAGACAGGAGCUGUCGGAGUUGGCGCCGGUGGGGAGCUGUUGAGCCCGGACAGUGGUAUGACCACCAUCCGCAGCAGCAGGUCCUCCAAGGAGAGUUCUGUGUUCCUCAGUGAUGACAGUCCAGGUGGGGAAGGUCCAGCUGGAGGGCCAGGAGUGCUCUUCCUGAGGAACCCCUCUCCUCUGGGGUUUUUGUCUCUCUCCCCUCCUGUCCCACCUGAGAGGAGGAAGCACCGCUCUGGCAAAAAUAAGACAGACAAUUUCAAUUUAUUUAGUUUUGAUCCACUUCAUAGCAGGGACCAGCCACUGUCAGCAGGAGAACUAGUGGAUUCCUUAGAGGGUUUUGAUGAAGGUGAAAGAAGAGCUGGAAGCUCUAGCUUAUCGGAGCUUGAUGAGAUGAGCCUGCUUGAUUUCUCUGCUCCAAACUCUGUAGGAGGGCUUGAAAGUAGAAAUUCUUCAAUUGAUCACCAUGUUCAGAUCUAUGGAAAUGAGAUGAUGGACACAGUGGUACCUCCAACUCCUGUGAACAGCCUGGUAGGUAGCCGCCCACCUAGCAGCUGUGGUGUCAGGUUUUUCCCCGAAGACAUAGUUGAGAGGAUCAAUGGCCUACAGCACAAAGACAGUGUGUCGUCAUCCUUAUCAGAGACUUGGGAUGAUCUCAGCAGUGAGACACAAGGAGCUGUUUUCUCCAGUGAUAAUGGUGUGUUGAAUAAGGUCCGAAGCUCAGGCAGUCCCCAGAAUGUUGUGAAUGAAGUCAAAAACUCAGCGGGUGAUAUGAUAGAAAGAGAUCUCGGAGACCAGAUGUCGAAGCCAGACUCUGCCCAUCAGAGGGCAAAGACUCUUGAACCUCAGCUUAGUUUGAUUACUGAGCAGACUGAAACAUGUGAAAACUGGAACCCAAAAUUUGUAUUGAAGGAUCAGUGGGACCCUGCAACUUUGGCUGAUCUUGAGUUAACAGCACCUAAAAAUAUUGUGUCUUUGAAAUCUAAUGCUGGCAUUACUGCAGAAAAACAAGUAACACCCUCUGUAUUGAGAAAGGAAACGAUCCUAAACACUUUAACACCAGAAACAUCUAAAGAAGAGGAUGAAGGUAAAAGACGAGACCAACACAUGGAGCUCUUAGACUUUUGGACAUACUCAGCCCAAAACGGAUUUCUGAAAUCCGACAGUGGAACCACCACCUCCUACCCUGAGUCUCUAGAUAUGUGGAAUAUGACAAUCAGGGAUGACAGUCUGUCACCUCUGAGUACCCCAGACAAUCUGUGUGAAAACUCAGGUUCCUUCUGUGGCCUGAACGCUAUUAUGGGGAAAGACACAUCACUGGAAAGUCCUCUGGGAUACUCUGAUGGUGGGAUGGUGAUGUGGAACACCACCAUUCAGGAAGAAAGCUCUUCCACAACAACAACCCCCGAAGGACCCGAACAUGAGAAAGAUCUGUUGUGUGUUGGAUCCUGGGCAGCUAAUCGUUCUCCUGAGAUGGAAGGAAAGGGGGACCUUCAGUCACCCAAAGAAGGUGACUGGAGGGGUGAAAAGCACAACGUGAAAAUAGUUAUAGAAAUAGCUGACAGUGGAUCACAGGGGGAGGAAACGGUCAACAAUGACAUGCAGAGUGUUCAGAGCGAGACGGAAGUCGGAAACCUGGUUUCCACACAUUCAGACGUUGAAUCUUCACCUCAUGAGAACACUGACUUGUGGGAAUUACGUGUCCAUGGCAUGGUCACGUCCACCUCCGAAUAUGACAACGUCGGAGCAGGGUCAUGGAGCCGUGCUUCCUCCCCUGAUAACUGUGCCACCCUUGUAGUAGACCUGAUACAGCUCGAGGAGCAAUCCAGCCCUUUUCUAGCUGUAAGCAGAUCUGUUCAGAAUCAAUAUCAGAGACCUGAUCUUCUGGGAGAAACAGAAGCAGAUCCAGAUAGAGACCAGACAGGAAACCAAGUGUUCAUUUUUGACAAAAGGUUGCCUCACCUGCAAGGUAGUGCUGAGAGUAACUCCAAAAACACGAGCAGUGAUGACUUGGUGGAUGCUGAUUGGAUGGAGCAAUCCAGUGUCCAUUCUCCAUUUGUUUUGGUAGAUCACUCUACUGUCACUCUUUCAGAAAGUCCCAGAGAAGAUGCUGAAACCCAAGUACAGACUCGUCAGUCACUAUCCCUAAGCUACCUGGAAGGAGACUGUCUUCUGCCAAACAGACAUGAAGGCUCAGAUUCAGCCUCUUCAUUAGAUCUGGUUAUCAAAAUGGCCAACAAUGUGAUGGAGGGUUCUCCAGCUGAAAACCAAGAGCUGGAUCAAAUAGAAAACAAAAUGCCUGAAGGUAUAUCAUUGAGCUGUCACCCAAGAGGAGAAAGAGAGACACCAAGUAACCCUGACAGUCUUAACUCAGGUCAUCAGAAUAACCAUCAGUGUAGUUCUGAUGGAGAUUUAUUCUCAAACUUAGAAAUGGAGUAUAUUGUCAUGCCUGGUUCAAUUAAGGAGACUAACAGGGAGUCUUUCCUUACCCAGGAUAACAAGCAGUCUAAGAUAAAAUGUAAACCCAUGGAGGCAUUCAGCAUGCUGUCCUAUGCUGCAACUCCCCUGGGAUCUGAUGCCAAAAUUGCAUAUAACCAACACCCGGAGAAUGCUCAACAAAACAACCAACCACAAACCAGAGGAGCUGAGAGCAAAUCUGAAUUAUCCAAAUUAACCAGUCCUUACCAAUCCAGCCUUGAUGAUAACCCUGACCAUCACUUACUGCCAGGAUUGACCACUUCUGACCAAUCAAAAAACAACUCUGAAGCUUUCCAUCAAUCCAAUUUCACACCAACAGAAGAAGGAAACUCUGAAAAUGAGUCUGGCACUGUUGCCAGAAGUGUGUCUCCUUCCCUAAGAUACCCAUCAGAUCACUUCCUGAAAACCAGAGAGGAAGUUUAUGUCCAUUCACAGAUAUCAAUGGAGGACUCGGAUGAAGGUGGGCAAUCACCACCAGCAUCUCCACCAAGCGCUACUUCUUUGGCUGACUUUAAACUCUGGGGAGGUCAGUUAGUCGGUGAGGACACACCUCAAGCAACAUCUGAAAGCCAGUCCCUUGUACUCACAAACAGUUCAGUCUCUCAAAGCAGCUCUCUGAUUAGUUCCCCAGUGAAUGAAUCAUGUUUUUCCACUGAUAAAGAACUUGACUUACCAUUUUCUGGAGAUUUAAUGGAAGAAAACUAUGAAGAUGACGAUGUAGAGUGCACUGGCCUCCCAAAAUGUAGCUCAGAGGAACGAGGUGAAAGAAAAGAAAGACAGGAGUUUCAACCUCCUGAUCUCUUGAAUUUUACUGCGGACCUUAUUGCUCCCAUGUUUCAACAAACUAUCGAACCAAAGAGCCAUGGGUUUCCACUUAACAGAGAGGCCUACUAUGACUCGCAGCUUAUAAGGAGUGAUGAGCGACAGGCUGCAGAUCAUGAAGUUUCUGGAGACAUCCAUUCACCUGCUUUAAGAAGACACCAAGAUGAAACGUCUCAGCUGUCGCCUCGGCCGAGCAAUGAAAAUGCUGAAUCUGAGUGGGCAGGAAGUCUGAACACAACUCAGGGUCAAAACAAGUAUGGGUACAACUACCACCACAUCGACCAAAGAACUGAACACCAGUGUGCUCACCUACCCUGCUUGAAUGCCAAGCCUGAGAGUCAACAGAGCACCUCCGAUGUAUACGCUGAGUUUACAACUGAUGCACAGGCUGAAUAUUUCAGAUCUGAGCAGAGUGAGAACCAGUUUGAAACUGGAGCCAACGCCCAUCACAGCCUGGAUGAUGCACAUUUUAAGUGUCAGUACAUCACUGACAACACUGUACAUGUGUACUCUCAGCAUGAAGCUGGUGGACACCCUGGGACAGAAGAUCAUGCUCGAUAUGUACCAGAGCGGUAUGUUCACUUUUGCAUGUCAAGCAGAAACUCCCAGCAGGGAGAGGGUGAAGUAGUGAUGAUGAUGAAGAUGGACUCCAGUAAAGAAGCAAUUAAGGAGCUGGAAAACAGAGAAGACCCCUCCUCUUCAGCAGAUACUUCAGCUGGAUCUAACCAAAGGAGGAAGCUAUCGGCUCCGCCACUGAACCUAUCACUGGAACACAGUGAGGGGUCUCUUCGGUCAGAGGACGCACUGGAAACAGAUGAUGAUGCCUUGGAUACUGGGGAUGAUCUGGAUGUCAGCAUUGAUGGGAUGGACACACCUGAUGAGGCAGACUCAUUCAAUAUGAAUAUCCAUGAGUCAGAAGAGGCUGGUUUGGGUGCAGGAGAAGUUUCAGGUGUUGCUGCAGCAGAACGUGGAGCAGAAGAAAAAGGAGAUGGACGGCUGUGGAGGAGCGUAGUAAUUGGAGAGCAGGAGCAUCGCAUUGACAUGAAGUGCAUCCAGCCAUACAAAAAAGUCAUUUCCCACGGAGGUUAUUAUGCGGAAAAGAAUGCCAUCAUCGUGUUUGCAGCUUGUUUCCUGCCAGACAGUGACUGUGAAAACUAUAACAAUGUCAUGGAAAACCUUUUUCUGUAUGUUAUUAGUACAUUAGAGCUAAUGGUGGCAGAGGAUUACAUGAUUGUGUACCUGAAUGGAGCCACUCCCCGAAGGAGGAUGCCAGGUUUUACCUGGAUGAAAAGGUGCUACCAGAUGAUAGACCGAAGACUAAAGAAAAACCUGAAGAUGUUCAUCAUUGUUCAUCCUUCCUGGUUUAUUCGGACUUUGCUGGGACUCACCAGGCCCUUCAUAAGCUCAAAGUUCAGCAGUAAGAUCAAGUAUGUUCACAGCCUUCAGGAGCUCGGAGAAAUAAUCCCAAUGGAGUACGUCCACAUUCCUCCCAGCAUCAUGAAAGUGGACAAAGGAAAAUCAGCGGUUUGAGAAGACACUUGGAUGCUGCCUCAUUCUCCCUGCAUUUUGCUGGACUGUCUGCCACAGCAUGUCUGAGUAUAAAAGUUUGCAGCACGAUGAGUACGGCACAUAGUUGUUGCAGGACAACUAGAGUUUUGAUCAGAAGGGAAUGACCCAUAAUGCCAACAUGGUAUGAUCAUAUCCUCUUUGUGGAGAGUUUCUGAGCAUGCUCAGUUUAUAGAGAGGGUAUUGGUGUACCUAGAUGACAGAGACUGUCACUGUGCUGAAAGGGGGAAGCUUUGUACUGUUUUUCACGUUACCUAUGUUCACCGUCUUCUUCUCCGAGUUUAUUUAAAUAUAAUUUAUACAUUUACAACUAUUCUUCACUGUCUGUUGAAAAGUAUUUAUACAUUUGUGCUUUUCUGAAGCUACGAUUGAAUUGAAAUUUGAACUUAAUAUGCUGGCAGAAUGCUAUUUUUCUCCAUCUAACAUUUCGGUAUUAGGCUGUUGUAGAUCUCUAACAAUAAUCUGUUUAAUGAUUGUUUUAACUGUCAUCUCAGUUGACAAGCCUUUCAAAAGGCUAUAAAACAAUAGGGAAGUUAUGUUGAGUAAGAACCGUCUAAUUCAUCACUUGAUUUGUUUGCGAAUAAAAUGAGCUGUUCCUCCAACACCACUGUCACUGUGAAAACAUCCUCAUGGCAUAUCAGUCAGCAGAAAUAUAUCUUUCUGUAGUAAAAGUAAAAAGUAUCACAGAAAAACAAGUGGAGUUUUUCCACAUUCCAAACAUGUUGCAUGUUUUCUAUCAGCUACAGUUUAUCACAAUCACUUUAUAACGGUAACACCAAAGGGAACAUGGCUUUAGGACUAGUGUCACUGUAAUAAUAAAUGUGGGUGUUUGCGCAUUAUAGACGCAAGAUGACUGUUGGGUGAAAACAAACUUAAAUACUUUAUGUUCCCUUAUACAAAAGUUAUAACAACAGUGGAGGGUGAGUAAUGUCUGCUUUUGUUCAUAUAUGUUAAUAUGUAACUCACAUUAUAUUCAUUUGUUGUAGAGAUCAUGAAAUGGUACACUUCAUUAAAUGCAUUUUCCUCCCAA